CGUGGCAGCGGAGGGAUAAUCGGAGCAGCCCGAGGGGAGAGACCAGAGUGGUGGGUUGGCUGAGUGCGGCGUCCGUCCUUCCGCGCCUCGGACCGGCGCUCGCACCCGUCGAGACCGGUACCGCAGCGGAUCAGUAACACCGAGAGUGGGGUUUGUGGAGGAGGGCCUACCAUGGGGCUUUGCAAGUGCCCCAAGAGGAAGGUGACCAACCUGUUCUGCUUCGAACACCGGGUCAACGUCUGCGAGCACUGCCUGGUAGCCAAUCACACCAAGUGCAUCGUCCAGUCCUACCUGCAGUGGCUCCAAGAUAGCGACUAUAACCCCAAUUGCCGCCUGUGCAACGUCCCCCUGGCCACCCGGGAGACGACCCGCCUCAUCUGUUAUGAUCUCUUCCAUUGGGCCUGCCUCAAUGAACGUGCUGCCCAGCUCCCCCGAAACACAGCACCUGCUGGCUACCAGUGCCCCAGCUGCAGUGGCCCCAUCUUCCCCCCAGCCAACCUGGCUGGCCCCGUGGCCUCCACGCUGAGAGAGAAGCUGGCCACAGUCAACUGGGCCCGAGCAGGACUGGGCCUUCCUCUGAUCGAUGAAGUGGUGAGCCCGGAGCCUGAGCCCCUCAACACCUCCGACUUCUCUGACUGGUCCAGCUUUAAUGCCAGUGGUACCCCUGAACAAGAAGCGAUAGCCAGCGCUUCUGCCCCAGCUUUCUACAGCCAAGUCCCCCGGCCCCCCGCUUCCCCGAGCAGGCCCGAGCAGCACACGGUGAUCCACAUGGGCAAUCCCGAGCCCUUGACUCACGCCUCAGCCCCCAGGAAGGUGUAUGAUACGCGGGAUGAUGACCGGGCACCAGGCCUCCAUGGGGACUGCGAUGAUGACAAGUACCGUCGCCGGCCUGCCCUGGGCUGGCUGGCCCAGCUGCUCAGGAGCCGGGCUGGGUCUCGUAAGCGGCCACUGACCCUGCUCCAGCGGGCGGGGCUAUUGCUGCUGCUGGGGCUACUGGGCUUCCUGGCCCUCCUUGCCCUCAUGUCUCGCCUGGGCCGGGCUGCAGCUGACAGCGAUCCUAACCUGGACCCGCUCAUGAACCCUCACAUCCGUGUGGGUCCCUCCUGAGCCCUUGCUUGUGGCUGGGCCAGCCUGGGACCUGGCGGCCUAAGGAGGGGAGCUGGGGAGAUCUGGGGGCCCUUCUUCUCUGCUCCUCUCCCUCAAGCCUGAGACACUAAGAUCCCAGGCCCAAAGCUGAGUCCACCAGAGUGGCCGCAGGCUGGGCCUGGGGUCCCUGUAGGUCAAGCAUUUUCUUGACCUGUUUUUCCUGGGUCUCCAGCCUCCCAUCCCCCACUCCACAGAGGAGAUGACAGGUGGAAAUAAAUGACAGACUUUAUUAAAAUACC
Molecule: messenger RNA, 1385 nt
Organism: Diceros bicornis minor
Lineage: Eukaryota; Metazoa; Chordata; Mammalia; Perissodactyla; Rhinocerotidae
Gene: ZFPL1
Product: zinc finger protein like 1
Exons: 8
Coding region: 172-1107 (311 amino acids)
Cellular component (GO): Golgi apparatus
Source: RefSeq, a predicted model, not a curated record